AUGCCGCCACCAAGGAUAUCACAAAGCCUGCUGGCUCAAUUCGGGAGACUGAACAUCUCCGCAUCACGGCCAACACUCCUCCAGCAGACAUGCCUCUCCAAACCCCAACCCUCCGCCAUUAAUACCCCCCGCCUCUUCUCCACAACCCGUCCCACUCUCAACUACCUCGCCCCCAAAGCCGGCGAAUCACGCAAAUCACGAAAAGGGCGCUGCCGCGUCCCCACCGGCGGCAGCAUGCGCGGCACAACCGUCGUCUGGGGCGACUACGGCCUGCGCAUGCGCGACCACGACCGACGCAUCUCCGCCCAACAACUCCGCAUCGCCGAAGAAACCAUCCGCAAGCGCUUGCGCGGCAUGAAAUUCCGGCUCUACAUGCGCAUCGCCGCCAACAUCGGCGUGUACACCUCCGGCAACGACGUGCGCAUGGGCAAAGGAAAAGGUAGUUUCGACCGCUGGACUGCGAGGGUGGCGGUGAGCAAGAUCAUCUUUGAGAUUCAGGGGGAUUUGCAUGAGCAGGUUGUUAAGGAUGCGUUUAGGCUGGCGGGGAAUAAGUUGCCGGGGUUGUAUGAGUUUGUGAGGAAGGGGGAUGCGCCCGUUAUGGGGAUCACGAAGGUGGGGUUGAAUGGGGUUACGGAGGAGGAUUUGAAGAGGCCGAGGAGGAAGGAGCCGCUUGAGCAGACGGCUGGGAGGAUACCUGAUGCGAGUUCGUCUGCGCCGGCGAAUGGGCCGAGGGUGGAGAUGUAG
This is a messenger RNA of Alternaria incomplexa, 744 nucleotides long. RefSeq lists its product as uncharacterized. The transcript is spliced from 2 exons. Gene Ontology annotation, biological process: mitochondrial translation. Bases 1 to 744 code for a protein of 247 amino acids. The record is from RefSeq and is a predicted model, not a curated record. Gene Ontology annotation, cellular component: mitochondrial large ribosomal subunit; ribosome. Gene Ontology annotation, molecular function: rRNA binding; structural constituent of ribosome. Lineage: Eukaryota; Fungi; Ascomycota; Dothideomycetes; Pleosporales; Pleosporaceae.